CUCUCAAAUAGCUCAAACUAAGCAGAGUCUUGGGCCUUGUGUUUUCAUGGAUUCAUCCUCCCCUUGGGCCGAAGCAUGAUUAGGAGGACAAGGAGUCCAAAACAACAACUCAGAAGCGCAAGCGGGAAAAAGCGAAGGGUCGCUGGAAGGAGGAAGAAGGCAAAGACAAUCUAUCUAGGGCACACUGCACUUCUCUGCUACAACGGAAGGUUAUCAGAUUCUAGUGUAAAAUGUCAGGAAGGAAAGAAACGGUGUUGGAUUUGGCAAAAUUUGUGGACAAAGGUGUCCAAGUCAAGCUUACUGGUGGUAGACAAGUGACAGGGACUUUGAAAGGGUAUGAUCAACUGUUAAACCUUGUCCUGGAUGAAGCUGUCGAAUACCUAAGAGAUCCUGAUGAUCCUCUGAAAACUACUGAUCAGACCAGGCGCCUUGGCCUAAUAGUAUGCAGGGGAACUGCUGUAAUGCUCGUCUCACCAACUGAUGGCACCGAUGAAAUUGCUAACCCUUUCAUGCAGCCAGAUGGGGCCUAGACAUGUCUUGUUUUUGUUAAAAGCCACUAACUUUGAAUCCAUAUGCUCCUUCAGCUCGUCGUCCUCAUUCUACUUUGGCGAACUCAUUAAAGAAAUAGGAAUCUGUGAUGAGCUUUGAUUUCAUCUACUUUCUUUACACUAUGAGUGAACUGCAAUUGUAAAAGUAUCAUCAUAUCUUCUCUCUUCUUAGAGGUGUCAGACAAAUCAGAAUACUAUGAGUCAUGUGCACUCUGCAUCAUAAACUGAUUACAAUGAGAUCAUAUGUGCAAAUAUGCAAAUUUAGCUCCUUUUCAGGAGUUUUUCUUUUUCU
Messenger RNA from Manihot esculenta (cassava), 840 nucleotides. RefSeq names its product sm-like protein LSM7. Gene Ontology annotation, molecular function: RNA binding. The record is from RefSeq and is a predicted model, not a curated record. Gene Ontology annotation, cellular component: U6 snRNP; catalytic step 2 spliceosome; U2-type prespliceosome. The transcript has 6 exons. The coding region runs from base 231 to 530 and encodes 99 amino acids. Gene Ontology annotation, biological process: nuclear-transcribed mRNA catabolic process; mRNA splicing, via spliceosome. NCBI's taxonomy places the organism in Eukaryota, Viridiplantae, Streptophyta, Magnoliopsida, Malpighiales, Euphorbiaceae.